AUGCAAAACAACGAAGAAUUAUCUGCAGAUUUGUUAGAUCCUUAUGAAGUUUUAUUCUUUUCACGAACACCAGAUGAGUUUUUUGAAGAUGACGACUUUGAUAGUGAUGCUGAUAUUGUGGAAUUAACUAAUAAAACCGAUGCAAUUACUCUAGACAAUGAAAACCAAAUUAAUAAAGAAAAGGCUAGAAAAAGGGGAAAAGGACAUGGAAAUAAAGAAGGAAAAAAUAUAGCUUCAGAAAAAAAAGCUAAAAUAUUCGCACAGUUACCUGUACCACCUGAUUUUAGUUACUUAAAGCAUAAUGUACCAUUUCAUCAAGCUUUAAAUUUUAUUCUAAUAGAUGGAACUCUUGCUCAUCGACAGUUUAGAUUGCAACUAGCAUGGGAUUUUAUUAAUGACACAUUAAAUAAUAGACAGAAAGUAGUUAAUAAGCAACAUUUAAAUAAAAAUUCAGCAUCUAUUGCAAAGAUUGAAUAUAACCAAAAAUUGACUCAGAUGGCUUAUUCAGAAUAUUUAAUAUUUCAUGCUCAAAUAUUUGGGCACCUAUAA
Molecule: messenger RNA, 549 nt
Organism: Racocetra fulgida
Lineage: Eukaryota; Fungi; Glomeromycota; Glomeromycetes; Diversisporales; Gigasporaceae
Source: the annotation of a GenBank genome assembly